Messenger RNA from Encephalitozoon cuniculi GB-M1, 438 nucleotides. RefSeq lists its product as uncharacterized. NCBI's taxonomy places the organism in Eukaryota, Fungi, Microsporidia, Unikaryonidae. The transcript has a single exon. The coding region runs from base 1 to 438 and encodes 145 amino acids. The record is from RefSeq and is marked provisional.
AUGGAACCUGAUGCGCUUCUGGACAUGCUGAGAGAAAGAUACAGGGUCGAAAGGGCCCCUGACGGUACGUACCUCGUCUCAAACGGAGGCAAGACUGUUAGGAUCUAUGAAUCUAAAGCCUUCAGCCAGCCUGACGUGGAUGGCCUUCUUGACAGACUAGGCCCCCCAGAAGGAGACUUCGGACACGUUGGAAGAGACGACCUGUUUCCAGACAUGAGGGGGAUAAGUGUGGCGAAAACAAGAAGACGACACCCCAGGGGAUCACUUGUGGACCCAAGCAUCUUUCGCUCUCCGCCCAAACAUUCCGAGGAGGACGAAGACUCCAACCCCCUGAUCAACAUAGAUCCAAUAACGCCUUCAAGAAACAGGAAAGACAGCUUUGAGCCAGACCCAGACCAUUACAAACCAGACAGGAGCUCUCGGUUUCCUCCCCAUUAA